AUGCCAAACAUUUUUCGCAGUUUUCUCUCGAAUCGCUAUGAUGGCAAGCACGAACGCUUCUACAAACGUUAUGAAGCCUUAUAUCGAAGAAUUCCAAAUAUGGCACCAAUGCCAAGACCAAAAACAUGUAACAACCCGAGGAUAGUCCCAAAACUAGAGUCAAAAACAAAGUUUAACUAUUAUUAUGGUAGUAGGGAGCCCACCAGCGAUUGGCGUUUUGGCGAUGCUAUACCAAUUGUGGCCAGAAGGGAGAUGGAGGAGCGUCUGGGCGUUCAGCUAAUGAGUCUCCAACCAAUUUCAGAGAACUACCUGGUCAGUCACAUAAUCUGGGAACUUAAAAUGCCCGAACAAAGCCUUGACUUGAUACCAAAAACUAAAAAGGGUAUCAAAGUAGGCAUCAUUACGGUUGUACCCGAACCUUCCAAGACUGGCUCGAAAUUUCUAAGGAAAAGGCGAGUCUUGGCCAAAGUAACAGAGCCAAAAAAUGCUAUGGUCACGCCAAUAGAACAGCAAAAGAAACCGGCGGGAAAGAGACGUUUUAGGCGGCAGGGCGAGCAAUUCAAAUGUAGUGAUUGUAUUAGGAAGUUUGAUCAUUCUUGGAUGCUGAUUGCCCACAUGAGAAGUCACACUGGAGAAAGACCCUUUGUGUGUCCGGAAAGGUCUUGCCAGAGGUCCUUUGCCGAUCGCUCUAAUCUACGCUCUCAUCAGCGGACAUUGGGCCACCACGAGUGGCAGCAUCAGUGUGGACAGUGUGGCAAGUAUUUCAGUCAAGUUUGCUACCUAAACCGCCACUCGUUGGAUGCUUGCCGCAAAUACCUGAUGAUCAUUAUGCAUAAGAAAUGGUAG
Molecule: messenger RNA, 846 nt
Organism: Drosophila eugracilis
Lineage: Eukaryota; Metazoa; Arthropoda; Insecta; Diptera; Drosophilidae
Product: zinc finger and SCAN domain-containing protein 9
Biological process (GO): regulation of transcription by RNA polymerase II
Molecular function (GO): DNA-binding transcription factor activity; RNA polymerase II cis-regulatory region sequence-specific DNA binding
Source: RefSeq, a predicted model, not a curated record